Messenger RNA from Cucumis sativus (cucumber), 1993 nucleotides. Its product is annotated as heparanase-like protein 2. Gene Ontology annotation, cellular component: membrane; plant-type cell wall. The coding region runs from base 16 to 1680 and encodes 554 amino acids. The transcript has 10 exons. The record is from RefSeq and is a predicted model, not a curated record. Gene Ontology annotation, molecular function: beta-glucuronidase activity. Lineage: Eukaryota; Viridiplantae; Streptophyta; Magnoliopsida; Cucurbitales; Cucurbitaceae.
GUCUGUUGAGCUUCAAUGAGUGCCCUCAAAUUCCUUGGCGAAGAUGGUUUUUGUCGUUUGGUGAAGAUGGAAAGCCCAUCCACAUACCUUUUUCAUCCCCAACAGCUCCAAAAAAUUUGGAUUCAAACAAUGAAGGGAGGGCAAUUUGUUUUGAUAUUUUUGGUUGCUUUUAUUCCAAUAAUUUAUGGUAAGAAUGUUACGAUGGGUAAAAUUGUGGUAGAUGGAACUAUAAGAAAAGCACAAACAGAUGAGAAUUAUAUUUGUAUGACUAUUGAUUAUUGGCCUUUUAAUGAGUGUUCUACACUUCCUUGUCUUUGGGAUGGAAAUGCAUCAGCACUCAUUUUGAACUUGUCUCUUCCUACACUUACCAAGGCUGUGCAAGCUUUCAAGACUCUUAGGAUUAGAGUAGGAGGCUCUUUGCAAGACAAAUUGAUUUAUGAUGUUGGGAGCUUCAAGGGCAAUUGCCCUCAAUUUGCAAGAAAUAGCUCUGCAUUGUUUCAAAUCAGCGAUGGUUGUUUGUCUAUGGAACGGUGGGAUGAUUUGAACCAAUUUUUCAACAAGACAGGGGCAAUAGUGACUUUUGGCUUGAAUGCCCUCCUGGGAAGGCACCAUACUACAGGAUUGCAAUGGGAAGGGGAUUGGAACUACACUAAUGCAGAGGCAUUUAUUCAAUACACGAUUGAGAAGAAUUAUCGAAUCAAUUCAUGGGAGUUCGGUAAUGAAAUGGUUGGUCAUAAUAGUAUCGGGGCAAAUGUUACUUCUGCACAAUAUGAAAAGGAUUUGAUCAAGCUUAGGGAAAUUAUUGAUCGUUUGUACAAUAACUCCCAACAAAAGGCAUCGAUAGCAGCCCCAAGUGCAUUUUUUUAUGCCCCAUGGUAUAAAGAUUUUGUUAAUGGAACAGGUCCAGGCAUUGUAGACAUUCUCACUCAUCACAUAUAUAAUAUGGGUGCAGGAGAUGACCCUAAGGUAAUCAAUAAUUUUGUGGAUCCUAACUAUCUUAGCAAAGAAUCAAAGGAUUUCCAACAACUUAAGAACAUAGUCGAAAACGAUGCCCCUUGGUCUGUUGCUUGGGUUGGAGAAGCUGGUGGAACCUUUCAUGGUGGCAGUCCUUAUAUUUCUAAUACAUUUGUUGAUGGAUUUUGGUACAUAGAUCAACUUGCAAUGGCUGCUUUGUACAAUACCAAAGUAUAUUGUAGACAAACUUUAGUAGGUGGAUUUUAUGGUAUUCUCUUACCCCAUACUCUAGCCCCUUCUCCAGAUUACUACGGAGCUCUUCUCUUUCACCGACUUAUGGGAUCCGGUGUUCUCAAAGUUGACAAUAACGUCUCUUCUUAUUUGCGUACUUAUGCUCAUUGCAGUAAAGAAAGAAGUGGUGUAACCAUGCUUUUCAUUAAUCUAAGCAAUGAAACGGAGUUCACAGUUGACAUUGAAAACAACAUGAUGAGCACGAGUUUGGCUGAUAAGGCAAGUCAAAGGGAAGAAUAUCAUUUGAUUCCAAAUAAUGGGUUAGUUAGAAGUUCAACAGUGCUUUUGAAUGGAAAUCUAUUGGAAACCACAGAAGAUGGAGAUUUACCAGAUCUUACGCCUAUUUAUCGUGAUAGUAAUUCUUCUAUUACUAUUGCUACUUGGUCCAUUGUUUUUGUUGUCAUCCCUCAUUUUGAAGCCUCAGCUUGCAAAUAAGCUUUGUCAGUCAGAUCCCAAGCUUGGUGUCCAUUUCAUUCACUCUUCUUCUGGGACUUUUCUAGCGUCUACUAAGCAAUAACUUUUUUGUGGUGUGUUUUGAAACAAUGCCAAGAUGACAUAUUUGUAGCAUUUUAAUUUCUUUAUCACCUCCUUUUUGUCAUUUCUUCUUGGAUAUGUGUGCUUGUAGCAGUGAUUUUGAAUGAAAAAAAACAAUCUUAAUGGUUUCAAUCGUGUGUUGUUGUACUUCAAUUGUAAGUGGGAAUAUAUAGAGAUAUACAACUCUACAAUCAAUAACCGAUAUUGCUUGUUA